GCUCUCUCUCAAAAUUGGGCGGAAUGGCGAAGAAGAAGCAGUUGGCGUCUUCAGCUCCAUGGCGGGGCGAGGAGGAGGUGGACGAGUUCGCCGACGCGAAGCUCAAAGUUACUAAGAAUCCCGGCGAGACUCCGGUAAUGCAUGUUCCUCGCAAGAAGAGCGUCAAGUCCAAGAGCUCCAAAGAGGAGGAUGACUCCCUCGAGAUUGACCCUGAGCUCCGCUACAGUUUCCAACGCAAUUACCAGUUUCUUCAACGAGUAUUCAGCAUUGACACUAUUGUCAAACCUCUUCCACCGGCCAUGGCUUACAAUGUCUCCCGCAACUUGAACUUCUUUACUCGCAUUUUCACACAGUUCUUCGACCCUGAAGGCAUUGCAAAUGCUCAGAAAUCACUUGGACUAGGGCAGGAAGAGAAAGCUCGCCGUGUUCGUUGAGAGGAGAAAACGAGGAAAUUGCUGGGGAGUUUUAUGGAACUGUUUUCAACUGUAUUUGGAUUCGAACUUUGUGAAGAGUUGUUGUAAAUGGGAUGCAUUAUGCAUAAAUUUUGUUCAAUUUCAAGCUUAAUUACAUCAGUUUGGUUUGUUUAAA
Momordica charantia (bitter melon) is the source of this 588-nucleotide messenger RNA. RefSeq names its product zinc finger/BTB domain protein. Lineage: Eukaryota; Viridiplantae; Streptophyta; Magnoliopsida; Cucurbitales; Cucurbitaceae. Gene Ontology annotation, cellular component: chloroplast envelope. The record is from RefSeq and is a predicted model, not a curated record.